Molecule: messenger RNA, 957 nt
Organism: Haliotis rufescens (red abalone)
Lineage: Eukaryota; Metazoa; Mollusca; Gastropoda; Lepetellida; Haliotidae
Product: neo-calmodulin-like
Exons: 6
Coding region: 124-585 (153 amino acids)
Molecular function (GO): calcium ion binding; enzyme regulator activity
Source: RefSeq, a predicted model, not a curated record
UAUUGUGCAGAAGUAAAAGGGUUAAAGGUCGACUGGUCUGGUUGGUACGUCGCCAAACAAACUUGGAUACACGACAACGAAGUAUAGGUACAAAACGUGUACUCGGCUUCGCGACCAGGAGAGAUGGCGUAUGUUGAAGGACUUACUCCUGGCGAGGCACAAGAGAUUAAGGAUGCCUUCCACCUGUUUGAUAAGAACGAUGACAAGGUGAUAAGCAAAGAUGAGCUGGGAUCAGUCCUCCGCGCUCUCGGUCAAAACCCCACACAGAAAAACAUCGACUUCUAUAUGGAGCAAGCAGAUACAGACGCCUCGGGGAGUCUCAGCUACGACGAGUUCGUCAGGUUGGUGGAGAAAGACAUCAUAUCGCAGCAAGAGGUGGAGGUGCAGCUCAAACAGGCGUUCCAGGUGUUUGACAAGGACAAAAAUGAACUGCUGGAUAAAACGGAGCUCUUCCAUGUCCUGACGAGCAUGGGAGAAGUCUUGUCAGUGGAGGAUGCAGAACAAAUACUGCGAUUAGUAGAUCGAAAUGGAGACGGCAAACUGAAUGUUACAGAAUUCACUAAUUUUCUCUGCGAGCGGAUCUAACGUCCCUCUAUAUUCGGAUGCAGCAGUUGGUGUAUAGAGGAACAUCAUUCUGGACUUCAGUACAGACUUUCCCAACAUGACGAUACCUGCAUGACUGUAGAAUACAGUGUGUGCUGGAAGAUAUAAUGUGUGUUAUAAUGGACGUCACAUCACGUACAUCACUGUGUCGGUAGAUCAUUGUAUAUUUCACGCGAAUAUACACAAGCGAAGACCAGCGUAGAUUGCUGUAUACCUUCCCAUGGACUAUACAGCUGUCCGCUGUAGACAUCAGUGGGAGCCGCUGUGGUGGACACUGUAGUGGACAUUGUGUUCGUGGCUUCAAACAACCAGUACUGUUAUUAUUCGAACAUUAAGAUUUGGUGGAACUUCAAA